Molecule: messenger RNA, 1908 nt
Organism: Frankliniella occidentalis (western flower thrips)
Lineage: Eukaryota; Metazoa; Arthropoda; Insecta; Thysanoptera; Thripidae
Exons: 7
Coding region: 172-1908 (578 amino acids)
Source: RefSeq, a predicted model, not a curated record
CAAGCCACGCCUUCGCGGGUGUGCAAUAAGUCUUUCCUGCUGAGCCCUCUUUGCGUUCCUUUUCAGAAGACGACAACUUCUACGACACACUAAUCGAGCAGUCGGAAAUGAUGGCCGUCGUCCAAGUGGUGUGGGGAGGUCCGAGGGUUGGACCGUCCUCGCCGCCCCUAGAUGAGUGACGCGCGGAGCGGCGGUCAGUGCCGCUGUCAGGGCGCCAGGCCCUUCAAGAAGAGGGACUUCGUGCCGCGACGAAAGAGUCCCGAAAGCGCGUCGCCUGCCGAAAUAACUUUGCUUUCCUUUGGCGGCUGUUUGUCGCUGCCGUCCCCGCUCGACGGCGAGCUCGAGUCGAGCGGCUCUUCGGUCGUCAUGAUGGACAUCUACGAGGACGGCAAGACGGAGCUCAACACGCCGGUCCCCAGUCCGGCGCCCUACCAGCGCGCCGCCACCGCAGCUCUGCCGGUGGACUACGGUGACAUGUUCCCGGACGAGGACUGCACCCCGGGCGCACCAAAGGAGACCGUGGUCCAGAAACCCAUGCUCUACCCGGAGGUGGAGCUGCUGGCGCAGUUCCCGAGGGGCCCGCUGGCGCGAAAGCGCACCGCCCUCGCGCUCAACCCCGCGUCCACCAAGGACUCCGAAUGGAUGCCCGCCCUGGAGAACGUGCGCUGUCUCUUGGAUCAGAACGCCAAUCACCUCGAGACCAGAGACGACGCGGUCCCCAGCCUGCCCGAGGCCCCGGAUCCGCCAGAGCCCCCGUCUCCCGACAAGGGCCAGGCCGACAUCAUCGUGGAGCAAGAUCAGGUCUCCAGCCACGCGAGCCGACGACCCGUGAUCAUCCGUGGCCCACAUCGGCCAAGGGCGCCGAAGUACACGCAGCUCGCCUCCCCGGACACCACCACCUCAUAUCAGCAGCAGCAGCACCACCACAAUCACUACGACCAUCCCCAGAAACCCCCGCUGCAGCCGGCCUACAGUCCGCUGCAGCGGGCCAUUCACGGUGCUGGGGCCGGGGCCCCCGCCGGCGCCGGUGCCGCCGCCCCUGGGACCGCCGCCGCCGCCGGGGCACAGGUCAUGACCAUCGUGGCGGGCCGGACCUUCUUGCCGCCUGAGCCGCCGGAGCUGGCCCCGGAGCCACCGGCCUCCAGGAGGAACCCCGAGCCCAUCACCAUCACGACCAGGUGCGGGGCCGGGGGCAGCAUCGUGCACUUCUCGCAGGACCAGGGCGCGCCGGGCGCCAAUUACGCCGCAGUUCCGCGGGGCCGCGGUCGAGGCCGGGGUGCGACGCGACCCCCCCGCGGCCGCGGAAGGGGCCGCGGGACCGCCGUCGGGCGCGGGGCGGAGGCCUGGCACUGGCCGCACGCCCCCGUCACCCUGCCGCGGCCGCUGCCGGGCUGGAACGAGCACACCGCGGCCGCGGUCGGCUGUGCCAUGCCGUGCCAACAGCAGGAGUGGCAGCAGUUUGGACAGUGGCAACAGCAGCAUCACCAACAUCAACAGCAGCAGCCACAGCCACAGCAGCAGCUGCAGCAUCAUCACCAUCAGCAGCAGCACCAGCAGCAGCGGGAACACGCUCGGAUGCAGCCACAACCGAUGCAAUACUCAUCGAAUCCACUUCUGCACCAUAUUCAUCAGCAACAGCGACAGAUUCAGCAGCAGCUCCAACACCACGACCUUGUUCAGCAGCAGCCCGCCUGGCACACGUGGCACCGGCCGCAGCCGGAGAUGCCCGUCAGCCAGAUGCCCGCCGAGCCCCAGCAGACGCGGGCGCAGCCGCAGCGGCAGCUGCGCCCGACGGUGACGGUGCACUGGGGCAGUGGCGUCGGCGGCGGUGAGGGGCCCGCCCCCUGCGCGGUACCACCGUGGCCGGUGACCCAAUUUAUAGCACUAUGUUUGAGAGAUGAGCAGUAA